AAGAUGUUUGGAAGAGAGGAUUAAUUAUGUCAUGAAACAACUCCAAAAAUAGUUUGGUACUAAGGGGCAAAGUAAAACAAAUGGAGGAUUGUUGUUUUAGAAAAUAGUAAUUUGGGAUCCCUCUGUCUGUUUCAAAGUGUUGUUGAUUGUUGAUGUGCAAAGAUGACAGUGGCAGCAGGAAUUGGAUACGCUUUGGUAGCUCUUGGCCCUUCUCUCUCCCUCUUCCUCGCUCUCAUUUCCAAGAAACCCUUCUUGAUCCUCACCCUUCUUUCCAGUACAUUGGUAUGGCUUAUGAGUCUGAUAGUGAUGUCAGCACUUUGGAGGGCUUUCCUUCCACUGAAAACCACAGUAUGGUGGCCGUACACAAUCCUCAUACUCACUUCUGUUGGUUUUCAAGAAGCUCUCCGUAUUCUCUUCUGGAAAGUUUACAAGAAGCUGGAGGAUAUAUUGGACGCAUUUGCUGACCGAGUCUCUAAACCUCGUCUCUUUAUGACAGACAAGAUGCAAAUUGCUCUUGCUGGCGGUUUGGGACAUGGGGUGGCUCAUGCUGUGUUUUUCUGCCUUGGCCUUCUCACACCUGCAUUUGGACCAGCGACAUAUUAUGUAGAGAAAUGUUCAAAGAUGCCCUUUUUUCUUGUUUCUGCAAUUAUAGCCCUUGCAUUUGCCACCAUCCACACUUUCUCCAUGGUUAUUGCAUUCAGUGGAUAUGAAGAAGGAAACAAAGUGGACCAGUGUUUUGCUCCAGUUGUUCACUUCAUUGCUGGCAUGUUGACACUGAUAAAUCUUGCAUUUGGAGGCUGCACGAUUAGCAUUCCACUUCUCUAUUGCGUAGCAAUUGUGACCUUGGUACACUGCGGAAAGAUGGCAUGGAGGAGAUUGAUAGAAAACCGAAGCAGGGAAGGAAACUUGAGCAAUAGCCAGUAAUUGCCAGAUAUCUGAGGCUUGGAACAUAUUCAGUAGUGUAUUGUCUCAAUUGAAACUGUAAUCUUGCACACAAGCGACUCCCGUCCACCCCUUUUGCCAAGGGCGUCGGCUAGUAAAGUCUUUGUUGUAGGCUUCCAAAGUAUUAUUUCAUAGUGAUUUUCUUUUGGCCAAAUACAUAUACGGCCACUCAAACUCGACAUGAAAAUUUAUUGCAGCACUUGAUCUUCUUAGCCUUGUACUUAUUGAACACAUAAUAAUGUUACGAAAAAAAACAAAAGCAAGCUGUCUAUUCAA
Capsicum annuum is the source of this 1218-nucleotide messenger RNA. Its product is annotated as gamma-secretase subunit APH1-like. Gene Ontology annotation, cellular component: gamma-secretase complex; endoplasmic reticulum; membrane. Bases 163 to 924 code for a protein of 253 amino acids. Gene Ontology annotation, biological process: protein processing; positive regulation of catalytic activity. The record is from RefSeq and is a predicted model, not a curated record. The transcript is spliced from 6 exons. Lineage: Eukaryota; Viridiplantae; Streptophyta; Magnoliopsida; Solanales; Solanaceae. Gene Ontology annotation, molecular function: protein-macromolecule adaptor activity.